Tuber aestivum (summer truffle) is the source of this 3984-nucleotide messenger RNA. Lineage: Eukaryota; Fungi; Ascomycota; Pezizomycetes; Pezizales; Tuberaceae. The record is from the annotation of a GenBank genome assembly.
GGGUUAAAGGAAAAAACAAAUAAGAGCACAGAAAUGAUGAGGAAGCGAGUAAGUAAACCAUGAACAUUUUAUUAAGUUCAAGGAGAACGCGGAUGGUGGAUGGAAAGUAGUCAAGAUUUCGUAUGAAAAGAAAAAUGGGUGAAGAGCGAAGAGAUUGCCUAGAGUGGCAAAACAAAUAAUUAUAUAUGAUGGACACCAAGAUUUCUACCAGAAAUGCCAAAUGCCAAUGUGCUAAGGGAGGUCCUUUUCAUCGCAGAAACACACACCACUUUUCAACUCCACCAAAAGGUGAACAAGAGGGUCAGUUUUGGAUGUCUGGCACUAGAGCGGAAAUGUAGAAAGUACUAAUGAGCAGGUGGUGGAACGCGCGAACAAGUUCAUAGCCAGCCUUCAGAUGUGUCCUCUAUCAUACCACAACUAACAAGCACAAAUUCCGCCAACCAGAGCAAGGAAGAAGAAAAAAAUAAUAAUAGAGAAAAAGAAAAAGUUUAGCAUUUCUCCACCUGCCCAAAUAUAGGGGGGGGGGGGGUCAGCAAACAGUGAGGCACGAACUCCCACAAAGCUUUUCUUUUUUCUCUCAGGGGCAAAGUCAAGAUGGAAAUAGCACCGGAGGCGCCACGGGAUCAUGGCAGGACAGUCAGGUUCGCACACCAACGGUACCUGAGCGCUGUGCCGGUAUCAUAGCUCACCACAUUUUCCGAUGGGAUGGAUUUAAUGCGCGACCGAAUUUUAUCAAUCCCCGGUAACUCAGCCGAAUGAGAGAUGAACCGUCCCAAUAUUCAUUCACAGCAAACCCUCCCCUCUCGAGUAACGGCAUAGUGACCCCCCGCUAUGUUCUUCGUGCAAGGCCAUCGCUCCCGACCGGGGCCGCAUACACCAUGCCUCUCGGACCCCGAGAAGCUCUUCCUUGACCCAUAAUGGAGAUAAUGCACUAUCCUUGGACAGGGCUACCGCCUGUUCAGUGCGGUGCGGUUGCCUGUUGUCGAUGAUUCAUCCCAUUAGAACCAUUCAGACUCUCUUCAGAACGGCCUAUUCACGAUGUCAUCAUUUCAGCAAUCCGCAAAAGUGCGCGUGUUGGAGCGAAGAGGGAAGCAGAGGAGGGGACUUUUCACCCAGGACCAAGUGUAUGAUAGCCGAGAACACUGAACGCCCCCGCCCAUCACCAAAAAGGGGGAAAAUAAAAACAAAAGUGUACGAGUACAGUGCUCUGCGAUGCAGUAUUUGAAAGCACGACUCUUGUUCUUCUUUGCCCGCUGUACCCGAGUACCGCCAUCCAUCCCCAGUCCCCAUUGCCGGUACUGUUCCACCAGCAAAAGACUCAUACUGGUGCCGUAGGUGAGCGAUACUAUCUUCCCUCAAUGUUGUAAGCCCUUGAUGCCGAACUCCCAUUAUCCCCGGCAACCUCGAUCCCCUUCUGAGUCUUCUCUCCCCUCUUCGGCGCCCGGAACGCUACCGGUAUAUCAUAUAUCCGUGCCCUCUGCGGGGGCUCGAUCCCGAGGCAGAGAUAGUGUAUCCAUUCAUUCAUCACUUACAACCCGCCUCUGUCCUGCGGACCCUCCGUCAGUGCUGUCGGUGCAUUAGUGUGCUCAGGCCGUGUCUCGCAAUACCUCGCAAUCCUGACAGAUAUCCUUCUGCGGUCAUCUCUCAUCCCGGGGUCCCACCGUCGAUUCCUUAAUCCUCGCUUGCCCUUUCGCACCAUCUCCGGAAAAAACACAGUCGAGAAUAGACCCCGAGCCUGAUCCAAUUGAGUUUGGAAAUAUAUACGCUGACGAUUUUUAGGAAAUGCCUCCUCGCUUUCUGGCAUUAACUGCGGUUGACGGUCGCCCUACCGACUGUCGUGUACGGUGGCAUCAGAAGUCCAACAGGUCAGAAAAAGAUCCCCAGUUGGGGGAUUGGGUCACCAGGAGGCUUCCAGGUGUUGGAGUUCCCGGAAAUAAGAACCUACACAUUCCUAACGAGAUAUUAGAGCAAAUAAUUCAACAUGUAUGUUUAGUGCCGCAUUAUCCCUCAUUUUCCACCCCACAUUAAUUAACUUGCAACUGCAUAGGUUACCCAUACCCGGACGCUGCUCUCUCUCUGCCUUGCCUCGCGGACGCUUUACAACAUAUCUGUUCUCUAUCUCUACCGAAGCAUUGCUGUUUGGGGAAAUUGGGGAGAGGGACCGAAUUUGCCUGAUCAUUUGAAUAUCCCACUUCCUGGUCAGGUGAAACUUUUAGAGAAUCUUUCCACCGACUUUACAAAAGGGGAUACCGUGAGCACCGCAGAUUCUUUGCCCGCUACACAGAUCGCGAGGUAUGUGAAACGGCUGUAUUUGAUGUAUCCGGACGGUUGCCCGGGAGAAGGCUCCGGUUCUCCUGGCUACGGGGGGCUCUCUCCACAGUCCAUCUCGCAAUUGGUCAAAAAUUGCGUUAAUAUCGAAGAGCUACAGUAGGUUUCCUCCAUCUUGUCAUGCUUCCUUAUUGCAUACAACCAAAGGCAGGAUCUCUGAGCCAGGCUAAUGCUGUUCCAGAUUAUGCGACAACCUUGAUCUCCAGGAGGAUUUGGUCGGGGCUAUAGUUUCUCUUAAAAGGCUCAAGCACCUACGCAUCACUAUUGAGUCCGACACGCCGGCAUCAUUAGCUCAACUCCCUCCCCUUACUUCCCUUCAAGUGGAUAUAAGGGGAAUAGAAGAGGAUGAACAGGCGAUCAAUGGCGUAGCGGCUCUUUUUCGUAAAGUUCUGGAAACGUCCCAGGCAACAUUGACCUCACUCGUUCUUCACUCUGGGCGCUCAGAUCAUCCGGAGCGCUUCGAGCAUAUUUUCGGGCCCCUGGAGGACCAGCCGGAGAGCUCCGGGGUCGCGGAACCUCAACCCUUAAACGCUCCAUUUAAGUUUAGGAAGCUCGAGAAGCUUGUACUCGGUGUCUUUCAUAUAAUACCAACCCACAGAAAUGCGAUACAGAUCGCAGGAGUGAUUGAUUUUUCUAAGCUCACUUAUUUGGAGUUGGGAAAUUUUCACAAUUCGGUGUUCGCCUGUCAAUUGGAGGUGGAAUGGACGAAUCUCAAAAAGAUUUAUCUGUGCUACAACCCAAACGUCAAAGAUUUCUUGGGAAAAUGUGGUGGGUUAGAAACGAUCUUCCUCGCCCAUAUGCCCCGCAUGGCUUCAAAUGAUAUGUCGUCCUUGAUUGAGAGGAUUGCCGGGAAUCACGGGAAAACACUAAAAACGCUUGCACUGAGGCCCUCCGCUCCCCCCCAACAUGUACCCACUCUAAGUAUAUUUCACCUGCGCAAGCUUGGACAGGGGUGUAGGUUCCUGAAAGAGUUAUGGAUGGCUUUUGACUUUGAGAAUGAUUGGGUAAUAUGAACCCCCGGGCCCCUCGAGCAUCGGACCGGAAACUAAUAUCGGCGCCCGACUAGUACGAGCUCGCCCACACCGCCCACAAGCUUCUUCCAAACCUACAAAUGCUUCACCUCACAAAUCAGAUACCGGAGUCGGUCCCGCUUUAUCAUUGGUCGCUAUCUCAUCACGGUCUACGUUACCCAAACUCCGACUCGAAGAGAUGCCGUGUGGAGGCUGCGACGGAGCGAACCAUAGCAACACUGAUAAAGUGCUACCUCCUCCAUGCGCCAAAUAAAGUGCCCCCGUUAAGGGAAGUUUCGGCAAUGCGGACCUACAACCGUCAAUCAAACAAUAUCAUCCGUUGGUACUAUCAGAUUAUUCCAGAAGUGCCGGCUGACGACUGGGGGACUGUGGACGGCUGGGUUGGGUUCCGUCGUGGGUUGGAGGGGUGGGAGUGGGCUGCCAUGAAGGGGCCCUGGCAGUUGGAAAAUGGGAAGGGUGAAUCGAAUGCGAAUCUGGACCACUUUUGAUCGAUUGGAGUUGGGGUCUGGGUAGACGGGUUCACGGAUUAGGAGUAUGUGUAUGGUGGUUGAAGUUUUGGUGGCGCGGUGGGCUUUGGCGGGGUAGAAAAAGCAGAUAGAGAAAUUAGAAUAUUAAUCAUCAAUCG